GGGCCGGUCUCCGCCGCCGCCGCGCUCCCCUCAAUGGGCCGGGGCCGGCGGCGGGGCUGAGCUCGGCCGUGCCGCGGGGAUGUCGCAGGCUCUGCCGGGCGCGGGGCACGUCAAUGACCUGCCCGACCACUCUCCGUGGGUGCGCGGUGCCGUGUCCGAGCUGCGGCGGCGGGCCGAGGCAGAGCCCGGCCAGCGCUGGCCGCAGCCCCUCUCCGAUGCUUUCCUGGUGCGGUUCCUGCGCGCCCGAGACUUCCACAUGGACCUGGCCUGGAGGUUAUUGAAGAAUUAUCAGAAGUGGAGAAUUGAAUGCCCAGAAAUAAGUGCAGAUUUACAACCAUCUUCUAUUCUUGGUCUUUUGCAAGCUGGCUAUCACGGAGUCCUAAGGUCAAGAGACCCACAUGGAAGCAAAGUUCUAAUAUACAGAAUUGGACAAUGGGAUCCCGGUUUGUUUACAGCAUAUGACGUGUUUCGUGUAAGUCUCAUCACAUCAGAGCUCAUUGUAAGGGAGAUCGAGACUCAGCGAAAUGGAGUCAAGGCCAUCUUUGACCUUCAGGGGUGGAGAUUUGCUCAUGCUUUUCAAAUCAGCCCAGCAGUGGCCAAGAAAAUUGCUGCUGUUCUCACAGAUUCCUUUCCACUGAAAGUUCGAGGUAUCCACUUGAUUAAUGAGCCUUUAUUCUUCCACCCAGUCUUUGCUCUAAUUAAGCCUUUUCUCACUGAAAAAAUAAAGCAGCGGGUGUACAUGCAUGGAAAUAACUACUUGCAAAGUCUGACCGAACACUUUCCCAUCAGCAUUCUCCCACAGGAAUAUGGGGGGGAGGAAGUCUCCAUUGAAGAGCUGGCCAAGGAAUGGACUGACUUCAUAAUGGCAUCUUCAGAUUAUCUUCAGAGCAUUUCUCUGGUUGCCUAGGAAUAAUCAAGUAUUUUAUCAAUUCUUGAACACUGGAAUUGGAAAUAAGUUUAAUAUGUAAAUUUCCAUUGUGAAUGAAACCGGUAUGUCUUUGCAGGGCACUCACUGAAUGUUAUAUUGGCUGCACUUUUGUACUAACUGGAGUCUGUCAGUUUGUAUGUCUGAAGAGAUUAAUGAAUUCUACAUGUUUGUCACACUGUUUGUUAUUGAGUAACUUGUAUGCCAGAAAGCUGAAGAGUGCAUUGACUAUCAGAUUGAUACUGCUGCUGUUAGGUCUUUGGAGACAACUCAUCUGUAGUAAUGUAGUCCAGAACCUUACACUUAGCUCUUGUAUCUUGGCUUGUCAAGACAAUACAAAACAAAGAAUAGACUGUGAAUAGGGUAGUUUGUUGCAGAAAUGAGACUAGUGGGCUGAUUUACAAGAAGUGAAGAGGCUGCUUUUUGGAGCUAUUCUCAGGGGAAAAAAAAUGCUCUUUUGUUAGUUUGUAUCAAAUUGAAAAUUAGUCAGCAAUAGUGAGACAUUUGUGUUACUCUUUGUGCUGCUUGUGCGUCUUCCCUUUUUGUCCUAAUUAACAGAGUAAUCUUCAAGUUUUAUAGAAAAACACGUACAUAUUCUUCAGAGGACAGUGUGAAUCAGGGGGGAGGAACUGGUAAAAGAGUCAUAACAACCUUGAAAAUUCUUAUUUUCUUUGUUCAAAGUGAUACUGUCUAUGGACAACUAUAAGCAACUCAGAUUAUUAUCCUUUAAUCCCCAGUGUAGAGGACUACAGAAGUCAAAAGUUUUCAGCUGUUUGCAUUAUCUGUUUGUUUCAGAGAGUAAAGUAGGUUAUCCUUUGCAGAUCUGAAGUUUAGAAAUAUCUGUUGUAUGUUUUAAGGAUGCUUUGAGGUCACUUUGGACCUCAGCAUGGGAGAUGCUUGGUAUCAUAAUUUUAUUUUCAGUACAGUAACUGCUCUUAACUCUGUUUUGUUUUUGCAUAAGCGCUAUAUAUUUAAGCAUUCCAAAUGAUUUUUCCUAUGAAUGAAUCCAUAAAAAUGCUUUUAUAUCAGGUAGUUAGAAAUUAUAACUUCAAUUAUUUUGUAAUCUUUAGGACAUUGGAAUGGCAUAUAGGAAUAGGGAAGAGAAAUGAAACUGUCCUGUUAUAUUAGAAAUGCCUUACUUUAGAUUGUGAUUAGUAAGGCAUUAUUGCAAGAGUCACUAGAAACUAUUCUUUAUUAGCAAGAGGAAAAUCUGUGAAAGUACCCUUAGAGUACAUGUUGGUUGUAGUUUCUUCUGCUGUGAUAAGAUCAAUGCCAGAAAUUCUUUCAAAACUGACAACAGCCUUUUAUUUUCCCCUUCCAAUUUCUGAAUUUCCUGAAGUGCCUUUUUAAUUUUUCUCUUUCAAAAUACUUUUAUAUGGGCCUGAAUUUAAAGAAACUAUAUUUAGAUAAAUGAUUAUAUGAAAAUGCAUUUCAUAUACAUUUCUUUUUCUCAGAUUUUGUGAUACUGUUUUGUGAUACGCUGUUUUGUGAUACAAAAGCUCUUUAAAUACAGGAGUUCAAUGAACUGCAAAUUCUUCUUUAUAAGAAAAUAGACCAAGUAGUCAGCUAUCUGGCAAUUGUUCAAGUGUGUAACUCAAGUUCCAAGUAAUUUACCAGUUGGAGACCCAAAGCUAUUGUCAUAAUAUUACAGUCCUUCAAUUUUAAUCUGUGAAUGUAAACUGCACAAAGGAAUGAACCAUGUUUCAGUGAACAAGAAAAUUUAAACUUUUCCUAUGAAACCCAUCUCUAUGGCUACUGGUUUAUGUAGCAGAAACCUCAUUUGAUUGCAUAUGUAUAUGCAUAUUUAGCUAGGGCUUUUUGAUCUUUAUUUGGACCUCACCAGCUCUAUUAAUAUAAAGUUCCUAAAUGUCUUAUGAUCCUGUUAAGUGGUAGCGUGUUUGCAUAACUCAGCAGUUAGAGCACUGAGUGCAGUUAUUUUUUCCUGAACUGUUAAUUAUUUUUUAAUGUUUACAUAUUACAUAGGAGGUAGGAACUCUUAAUUACCAUUGCUGCUAAUAAUAGGGACACAAUAUAAUUGGAAUAUUUACAUAAUGAGUAGUGAAGAUAUUGGUAUGAUGUGCGGUGGUGUUGCAGCUUUAAGCAGCAGCCAACAAAACAAAGAUCCCUAAGUGCAUUAUUCUUUAUAAACAUCGGGAGUGCCUCUAAAAAAAAUAAAGUUCCUGUUAAACGGUACAAAUAUAAUUUACUACUGACUGUAAGCACGAUGUAAUGCACAAUUUUUAAUGGUUUUUUCUCUGUAUUAACAUAUGUUUUAAUUAAUAAACCCUUUCUGGUUGAA
Molecule: messenger RNA, 3224 nt
Organism: Zonotrichia albicollis (white-throated sparrow)
Lineage: Eukaryota; Metazoa; Chordata; Aves; Passeriformes; Passerellidae
Gene: TTPA
Product: alpha tocopherol transfer protein
Biological process (GO): vitamin transport; vitamin E metabolic process
Cellular component (GO): late endosome; membrane
Molecular function (GO): phosphatidylinositol bisphosphate binding; lipid transfer activity; vitamin E binding
Source: RefSeq, a predicted model, not a curated record